This is a messenger RNA of Cajanus cajan (pigeon pea), 6056 nucleotides long. RefSeq names its product alpha/beta-Hydrolases superfamily protein. The record is from RefSeq and is a predicted model, not a curated record. Gene Ontology annotation, biological process: lipid metabolic process. Gene Ontology annotation, molecular function: monoacylglycerol lipase activity; short-chain carboxylesterase activity. NCBI's taxonomy places the organism in Eukaryota, Viridiplantae, Streptophyta, Magnoliopsida, Fabales, Fabaceae.
CACACUCCAAUCCAACCGAUAUGACAUGAGCAAGUACUUAAUUCAAUGCAAGCAUUAUGAGGAAACAAAAAAGAGCAAUCUAGGCGAUAGCAACAGACGGUGAACGCGUGACACGAUAGACGUUAACUUAACCAUACACUAAGGGACAACGGAAUUUGGACCGUCGAAGCCACCCCCGUUACGGCGCGGUUCACACUUAAAGUUCACCACAACCAUAUGAAAUGAAUAAUGAUGAACCUCUCUCUCAUAUCUAAACAUGUGAUGCGAGUAUGGCCAUGGGUUAAUUAAUAAGCAUGUUGGUACUGGGCGUAACUUCCUUGGUACCCGCCAAAUCCGUGCGACCUGGCGCGUUUCGCGUGUUCAGGCGCCGAAGGCUCAAAACCAGCGCCUCCUUCCCACCUUCGCCUGCGCCCUUCGAGAAUCUCUUCCACAGCCUCAUCGCGCAGAAUCCCUCCGUCAAUUCCCUCGAUUUGAUAACUCCCCUUCUCGGCUUCGCUUCCGGCGCCGCAAUCUUCCUCUCGCGCUUCAAAUACGCCUCUGCCGCCUCCGACGUCGGCGAGUGGAUCCUCUUCGCCGCUCCCACGCCCUUCAACCGCUUCGUGCUGCUGCGCUGCCCUUCCAUAUCGCUCGCCGCCGCCGAGAGGCUCGUUUUGGAGGAGCGCCACUACGUGAGCGUCAACCGCGGGAGGAUUCACGUGAAAGGCGGAGAGGGAGAGAGGGAGAGGGACUCGGAGGUGAGGUAUCAGAGAGUCUGCGUGAGUGCGAAGGAUGGAGGCGGGGGUUCGUUGGAUUGGCCUGCGAACUUGGACUUGGAAGAGGAGCGUGGCUUGGACUCCACGCUGUUGCUUGUUCCCGGUACGCCGCAAGGGAGCAUGGACGCUCACGUCAGGUUGUUUGUGGUGGAGGCUCUCAAGAGAGGGUUCUUCCCCGUUGUCAUGAACCCUAGAGGAUGUGCUGCUUCGCCUCUCACUACUCCCCGGUUAUUUACAGCUGCUGACAGCGAUGAUAUCUGCACAGCUAUAACGUAUAUCAACAACUCAAGACCAUGGACAACCUUGAUGGGUGUUGGCUGGGGAUAUGGUGCAAACAUGCUGACAAAAUACCUUGCAGAGGUUGGAGAAAGAACACCAUUGACAGCUGCCACAUGUAUAGACAAUCCUUUUGAUUUAGAUGAAGCUACAAGGUCCUAUCCUUAUCACAUUGUUACUGAUCAGAAACUCACUGGUGGACUGAUAGAUAUUCUACAAACCAAUAAGGCACUAUUCCAAGGCAAAACUAAAGGUUUUGACGUGGAAAAGGCUCUGUUGUCAAAAUCUGUACGUGAUUUUGAAGAAGCGAUAUCUAUGGUAUCUUAUGGGUUUACGGCUAUAGAAGAUUUUUAUUCAAUAUCCAGCACAAGAAAUAUGAUUAGGGAUGUUAAAAUUCCUGUUCUCUUUAUUCAGAGUGAUAAUGGGAUGGUUCCCACAUUCUCCGUUCCACGGAAUCUGAUUGCAGAAAAUCCAUUCACAAGUCUACUCCUAUGUUCAUGUUUGCCAUCUAGUGUUACUGACAUGUCUGCUUUAUCAUGGUGUCAGCUUCUAACAAUUGAGUGGCUCACAGCAGUGGAGCUGGGACUCUUGAAGGGCCGUCAUCCUCUUCUGACAGAUAUAGAUGUUACCAUAAAUCCUUCUAAAGAAUUAGCUGUUGUAGAGGAAGUAAGGUCAGAUAAAGAUGCUAAAGUUGGCAAACUGUUGGAUCUUACUCGGUCAGAUGCAUUUAAUGGAUACUCUAUUGAUCCCAAUAAAUAUUUUCUUGAAGAAAAUAAGAAUAACACUAGCCUCCAAUUUAGGUCCCAAAGAGGUCUACAGCGGAACUUUGAGCAAGAUGGUAUGAGCUUACAGCUAAAAGAUGGUCCAUUACAGCAGACUAGCUCCAGUGAUGCAGAUUUGAUUGAAGAGGGGAAUGUUGUCUCGGUAGUUAGUGAACAUGGUCAAGUUCUACAGACAGCACAAGUGGUAAUAAAUAUGCUUGAUGUUACCAUGCCUGGUACUCUAACAGAAGCGAGGAAGAAAAAGGUAUUAACUGCUGUGGGUCAAGGAGAGACACUCAUGAAAGCUCUGCAAGAUGCUGUUCCAGAAGAUGUCCGUGGGAAGUUAACAGAUGCAGUGAAUGGAAUUUUGCAUGCUAGGGGCUCUGAGUUGAAGGUUCAUAGGAUUCCUAGUAUUUCUCAGGUUUCUGAAUCAUCAAAAAGGCCAAAUAACCAAGAAAAUUUCAGAGUAUCAGAUACUGAAGUUAUGGUUGAAGAUCAGCCUUCUGUGAAUCAGAUGAAAAAUACUACUAGUCCUGUAGAUGGAUCUGAUAAUGGUCCAAGUAGCACUGGUGAGCUUGCUGAAGGAACAGAAACAGAAGUUAUUCCCGAAGAGAGAUCACCAAAUUCUACAAAUUUAACUCAGUCUCAAGAAUCUAAUGAUGAAGUUGGUUCUUCUGGUUUUUUAAGGAAGGAAAAUGACGAGUCUAAUGAUAACAAUGACACAAAGGAAUCAAAAGGAAAAGCUGUUCCUGAUAUUGAUCAUAGCAAGAAUGGAUUGGAACCAGGUUCUAAACCAUACACUCCCAUCCAUUCUGAUGGAGCAGGUGGCUUUGAAUCAGCAGCUACGAGUGAGCAGAAAAACCUAAACAGUGGAAUAACUCAAACAGACUCAAUGGAGGAAAAUAAUAUCCUGAAGAUUGAACAGACAACUCAGGUUUUCUCUAGCGAUCAGAGUACAACAACUUCAACUGAUGCAAAAGAAGAACUCUCUUCUACUUCUAUGUCUUCUGAGCACCAAAAUAUAGAAAGGGAAGGCAACGACAUUGAGAAAAAAGAAAACAAGAAUACACAGCAUAUUUCACACCAAUCUAACACUAAUAAUUCAGAUUCCAAUGCCCCUGCCUUCAGUGUUUCUCAAGCAUUGGAUGCCUUAGCAGGGAUAGAUGAUUCCACCCAAGUGGCUGUUAAUAAUGUCUUUGGUGUGAUAGAAAAUAUGUUAUCUCAGCUUGAGCAGAGAUCAGAGAAUGGAGAUAAAGUCAAGGAUGGACAAGAUGUUGAACACACGAUAGAAGUAAAUCAAAAAGCUAAUAACCAGAGAAAGGAUUAUAAGAAGAAUGGUUCUUGUCAUACAGGGGACCCACCGGCUCAAAGCCUCAGUGAAAUUAAUGGGAAUGGUGUAUUCAAUUCUCAAAGUUGUAACUCUAAUGAUCACCUAGUUCACGAGGAAAGUAAUACAAAUACACAACUGACUGACAAAAGAUUUCUCAUUGAUAAAUGGGAUGGACAGAGACAUGUGAAUAGGAUGUCAGAGUUCAUAGCUACAGAUUCAUAUGGUGGUUCUCCUUACAAUGAAUACCUCAGUAAAUAUCUUGUUUCAAAGAUUCCUACCAAGUCACUUGAUUUAGACACAACAACUGCAUUAUUGCUUGACUAUUUUCCAGAAGAAGGCCAAUGGAAACUCUUUGAACAACCACAAAACGUGGAAAUUGCUUCUUCUAAUACUGAAACAUGUGAGGAGGCUGGGCACAAGAAGGCCCCCUCAUCUGAAAAAUCCUCUAAUACAGAUCAAUAUAUUGAACCACCAUAUGUAAUAUUAGAUACUGAAAAACAACAAAAACCUGUCACAGAGUUCAUUUCAAUAGACACUGAUAACAGAAUGAAUGAUGCCAGUGAUGGCAGGUCAGAUGAAUUGAUCCAAUUUGUAAACAAGAGAGUGCUAAAUUCUUUGAAAAUGGAAGUUGGUCGCAGGCUGAAUGCUGCAGAAAUGAUAGAAAUUAAAUCAAAGCUUUAUGAAGAUCUGGAACAAGUGGCAAAUGCAGUUUCACAGACUGUUGUACAUAGCCAGGUGCAACAACUAUACACUGAAAGUGAGGUUCAAAAUGUUGAGGGUGCUAUAGAAAAGGUAGGUACUCUUGAUGGGGAGCAAAUCAUUAGUGUAAUUUCAUCAUCUGUUCAGCAAACAAUCUGCUUGAGAAAAGUGAUGCCUGUUGGUGUUAUUGUUGGGUCCAUCUUAGCUUCCCUGAGGGAAUAUUUUAAUGUAACUACACUUCAAGAUGACCAGAGAAGAUCUGUGAUCCAUGAUGAUGGGGAAAAAACUAGCAUAAAUAAUUAUGGCGUUGGAGGUGUAACAGAGAUAGAUCAAGUACUUGAAAAGAAAACUAGUUUGGACCAUCCUAUUCAGACAAAUGCAGUACAAAGUGAAUCAAAAGAUACAAGCAAAAAUACUGCUGUGGUUGGCGCAGUUACAGCUGCUCUUGGGGCUUCUGCUUUACUCAUGCAACAGAAGGAUCCCCAACAAGAAAAUGGAACUGCUGAAAGCUUAUCCACACCUUUGAAAAUGAAAGUUCAUCAUCCAAAAGGGCCAGAACAACUUCAGGAGGAGGUCUCAGAGAAGAACCAGAAUAACAUAGUCACAAGCUUUGCUGAGAAAGCCUUGUCAGUUGCUGGUCCAGUUGUGCCUACUAAAGAAGAUGGUGAAGUGGAUCAAGAAAGACUGGUUGCAAUGCUAGCUGAUUUAGGACAAAGGGGUGGCUUGUUGAGGCUAGUUGGAAAGAUUGCUUUGCUAUGGGGUGGUAUACGCGGUGCUUUGAGUUUGACAGACAGGCUUAUCUCAUUCUCACGUAUUGCUGAACGUCCCUUGAUUCAGAGGAUUUUUGGGUUUGUUGGCAUGAUCCUCGUUCUAUGGUCUCCUGUUGCCAUACCAUUGCUUCCUACAAUUGUGCAGAGCUGGUCAACAAAGACUUCUUCCAAAAUAGCUGAGUUUGCUUGCAUUGUUGGCCUGUACACUGCUACAGUGAUACUUGUUAUGUUAUGGGGUAAAAGAAUCCGUGGAUACAAAAAUGCAUUUGAACAGUAUGGGCUGGACUUGACAUCACCACAAAAGCUUUUUGAGUUCUUGAAAGGCUUGGUUGGUGGAGUCAUCUUCAUUUUGUCAAUCCAUGCUGUGAAUACAUUUCUUGGUUGUGCAAGUUUCUCUUGGCCUCAAACUCCAACUUCUUUAGAUGCCAUGACUUGGGUAAAAGUGUAUGGACAGAUGGGUCUGAUGGUUGUUCAAGGAACUAUGAUGGCUAGUGCUAUUGCACUGGUGGAAGAAUUACUUUUUAGGUCAUGGUUGCCCCAGGAAAUUGCAGUUGAUCUUGGAUAUCAUCAUGGAAUUAUCAUUUCAGGGCUGGCAUUUUCUUUCUUGCAGAGGUCUCUGCAAGCAAUACCAGGACUUUGGUUUUUGGCUUUGGCUUUGUCAGGUACCCAACAGAGAAAUGGAGGUAGCCUCUUAGUCCCUAUUGGGCUUCGCACAGGAAUGAUGGCAUCCACUUUUAUGUUGCAGAAGUGUGGUUUUUUAACAUAUCAUAAUAAGGGAAACUUUCCUCUCUGGAUAAUCGGGAGUCAUCCUUUUCAACCAUUGAGUGGUUUAGUUGGUUUGGCAUUUUCUUUGUCAUUGGCAAUACUUCUCUACCCCAGACAGACUUUACCAAGAAAAGAAGCUCAGGAAUAAGUAGAAAACUAGUAGUAAUAUCAUUACAGUUAUGAAUUCGGCGAUGCCUUCUGUACAUGGUACAGGUUUUUCUUGAUCUGUUAAUUGGGGAGUAAAGAAUAAGACAGUGAUCGAAAGGCAUAGAAUGAAAGUUGGAACUUUGGAACAUCGAAUUAAAGGCUUUAGUUCCGAGUAUCUUGUAAAAUAAUCGUCUGGAACCUAGAGGCAGGCCUCAAUUACGUUAUCUGUUUUGUAUUAUAGGAAUAAUUGUACAAGGCGAUUUUGUAACUAGAAAAGCUACAGGUUUGUACAGAAUAUUUUGUGUUUAUUUUUGUACUUCAUUAGCCAAUCAAAGUGUACAGUAGCGUUACUGUGAGUUUUGCUAGUUGUAUCACUAUUUAUCGGAACGCAAUAUAAUGCUGAGGAGCUAGGAUAUAGGACCAGGUGUAGGUAUCAGUUUUGUCUUACUCCUUUUCUUUCUCUUAAAUUUGCCAUUUUCAGAGGCAUAUUUAUAUUGUAACAGUAAAAAUGUCCACAAUUACUUGCGCUUACUCUUAUAUCAAUUAUUUCUUUCAA